UUUCCUACUGAUUCAUUAAGUAUGGCAGAAAUUUACUAAAUUUUCAAUUUUCCUACUUAAAACUAGUUUUCUAAAUCACUUACUGUAAAUUGCCAAUACUUAAAUGUGUUUAUGAUACUUACAUUUACCAUCCCACUUUAAAGUAAGAUGGUAAAUGGCAUUUUAAGUAACAAACAUUGGAAAUAAGUAUGCUUUAAUUUAAGUACUUUUAUUCUAGUUUUGGGAAACGUACUUUACCCAUUUUUAAUACUUACAUUUUAAAGCUGUUUCAAAAUUAAGUAUCGUUUUCCCUAAUUUAAGUACUUUUAAUACCAUAAGUUCUUUAGUUAACUACGUUGCACACUGACGCAGACGAUUGCUAAAUAAAAGUCGUCAAAAUUGCAAGUAUCUUGCAACGUAAAUCUGACGAAUUUUGAUGAUCAAACAGUACGAUUGAACUGCUGUCAAUUCAAGAGAAAUUAGACAGUUUAUUAUGGCUAACGUUGUGAAGUGCUCUAUGUGUCCUAUGUUAAUAUCGAGUGAAAAUCCCUCUACGUUUUUUGACCACGUCAGAUUAAAUCACAGGAAUACUGGAAAGUUUCAUGUUGUUUGUAAAUAUCCUGACUGUCUUGACGAGUACAAUUUGUACAUUUCCUUCAAACGUCACUGGUACAAAAACCAUGGUCGUCGUGCAUUAGUAACCGUUCCAAACCAUCCACUUGUGAAUCAUGAUAGAGAUGGGCAGCUGCUGGAAGCAGUUAACGAUAACAUUCAAAUUGAGAAUCUUUACAGAGACAACAACAUACCUGAUGUACAACACAACUCUCAUCAUCAUGUGAUUGAAAAAAGUCUGCUGUCAGUCAAUGAUAAUGAUGAAAUUCUGGAAAGAUGUGAAGAAACAAUUGAGCCAGUUGAUGAGCACAGAGAUAGCACAUCAGAGAAUUCUACAAUUAUGCUACAAAAUCCUCAUCGUGAAAUUCAAUUGGUGAAAAAUGCUGCACCUGAUGAUGGGGACUUUGGAAAUUUGGAAUGCUGGGAAGCUGGUAUAUUACUUUUGCUAAGGCAACGGUACUUUCUCCCCUUUGAUGCCUUGCAAGAAGUAUCAGUAGCCAUACACGAGUAUUAUGAAAUGAAAUUGGAAAAAUUAAAGGAAAAAUUAAGUGCUUUAUUGAAGGGGAACCCCGUUAUUGGAAGUCAAGAGUUCCAAGACACGUUCCUUCACCUUCGUUACGAGGAAGAGUUGACGCGCCACCGGAUAGAAGCUUCAUGGAAGAAAUAUUUCCCAUGCAUUAUACCGAAAGCAGUCAUUUUAAAUCCCGGUGAGCCACUGUAUGACUGGGUGAAUGAUUAUAAUCUUGGUCAAAUACUGGAUGAGGUUUUCGAAACUGGUUAUAUCAUACCCUUCCUAGAGUCCCUGCAACAGUUUCUCUCAAUCAGAGAGGUGUUCGAGUCAGUUAUGUUAAACUUUGCUUCUAAUAACUCAGCAACUGAUCCAGUUGAUCAUAUUUCUGACGUAUGGGAUGGAUCGUUCGUAAAAAGAAUUCCUCUUUACGUCCAACAAAAGGGUGCUAUACUUUGUUUCCAGAUCUAUAUGGAUGAAGUUGAGCUGUCAAAUCCCCUUGGGAGUAAAAAAGGUAAACACAAAGUCUCGGUUUUUUAUUGGGUUCUCAUGAAUCUCCCCCCUUCAUUUCGGUCAUCAUUACAUAGCAUUCAGUUGCUUGGGAUUGUUAACAGCGAAUUGCUAAAGCAACGCGGAGUUGACGUAUUUCUCCGUCACUUUCUAGAUGAUUUAAUUAUUUUACAUGAAGGCGUUACUCUCAAUGUCCGUGGGGAACAAAGGGUGUGGUUUGGAAUAUUACUACAUUUUUCCAAUAUAUUUUGCAAAGCUACUGGAUUGUCCGGUAAUUUGAAAUACAGACAAAUAGCAAAAAUUAAAAUUUCAGGGAGAAUUUGUCAAUCGGGAACAGUGUUUUUGCGAAAAUUACCAAGUGAUGAAAACCACGCUUUAUUUUUCAGAAUUUCAGACGCAAUAAGUUGUGAAAGAGGCACGUUUUUAAUAAUGGAACAAUUAACAACCUGUUCUUUUUGUCAUGACCGUUUGGUUUUUAUCGUUCAACCAAAAAAAUCAUUUGUCAUCGUUUCCCCUGAUAAUUUAAGUUUCAAUGUGCCUCUUCAUUCUUUUUUUUAUUGCCAUGAUUUGCAUGUAAUCCCCAAUUACUAUCAUAUGCUGUAAUUUUUUAAAUCUCAUUUUAUACACAUCUGCAUCUGGAAUAAACUCAUUUAGGAAA
Molecule: messenger RNA, 2267 nt
Organism: Daphnia magna
Lineage: Eukaryota; Metazoa; Arthropoda; Branchiopoda; Diplostraca; Daphniidae
Exons: 4
Coding region: 473-2212 (579 amino acids)
Source: RefSeq, a predicted model, not a curated record